GUCACACUCGAAGGUGGGCGCAUUCCAUAUAUCUGGCCGCAUGAGAAACUGGGGAUAGGCACACAGUGCUGUGGCUUGACGAGCAACUUCUAUUUAGCCUUCCUAAGAUCGAAUGUAAGCCCGAAGCUCAGGCUAUGUAACAGUAGCUUGGUCGAUUUGAUAGCGUGGAGGUCAAUAGUACUUUUAUCAUCAGGCUACAUGGACAAUGAUAGAAGUCAAUAUUUAUUACACAAAUUUAAUGAACUACAUAUUCAG
Ambispora leptoticha is the source of this 255-nucleotide messenger RNA. The record is from the annotation of a GenBank genome assembly. NCBI's taxonomy places the organism in Eukaryota, Fungi, Glomeromycota, Glomeromycetes, Archaeosporales, Ambisporaceae.